AUGGACCCAGACAGAUACCAGAGUUCCGAAGAAAUCUUUGCUGGCCUUCCAACAGACACUCUUGGCAAUGGGCUGCCAGCGUCGUUUGUUAAAUCGGGUAUUGAUCGUCUGCUUGAGCAUGAUAUAGACCCCGAGCACAAUCUUGGGAGUUUCGUAUCUACUGGUCUGAACGAUAUUGGAGAAAGGCUUCUUAUGGAGAGCUACAAGAAAAACCUCGCUUGCCAAAACGAAUACCCUGGUGUUCGCGAGAUACAUGAUCGGUGCGUUGAAAUACUAGGAACAGUAUGGGGUGCAUCAUGCAACGAGAAGCCGACUGGUUGGGCGGCGUCUGGCAGUUCUGAGGCCAUCUUCCUUGCAAUUCUGGCUAUGAAACGAAAAUGGCAGGCAGAAAACGGAGGCGUGGCCCCUUUCAAUGGUCCAACACUCAAUAUAAUCACAGGAAGUCAUGCUCACGUCGCGGUGACAAAUGCAGCUAAAGCAAACGACAUUGAGAUUCGGUCAGUGGACGUAGGGCCAGAAAGUAAUUAUAGCUUUGACCCGUCCAAAAUGCAGGGACUAUUGGAUAAUUCUACAAUUGGGGUUGUCUUGGUAUUGGGUAAUACGUAUACGGGGCAUUUUGACCCAAUAGAGAACGUCAAUACCGUUCUCGACAACUACGAACAGUUGCAUGGUCGUAAUAUUCCCAUUCAUGUUGAUGCAGCCAGUGGUGGAUUCGUUGCGCCAUUCAACUGUGGGAAACCUAAUCGAUGGGACUUUACUAUACCCCGCGUUAUCUCUAUAAACGCGUCCGGCCAUAAGUUCGGUCUUACAGCUGCGGCUUUGGGCUGGAUUAUAUGGCGCGACCAGAGAUUCUUACCCUCGGACAUGCUCCACCAAUCUUCAUACCUUUCAGGCCACCAUGAGCUUCCAACACUCCGAUACUCUCAAUCUUCAAGUAGCGUGUUAAUCCAAUAUUAUCAUUUAGCUCGUCUAGGUCGUCAAGGGUUUGAAAACAUCAUCCAAGAUCUAUUACAGCGAUCUAGUGCUCUAGGCAAGACUUUGGAAGGAACGGGAAUAUUCACAUGCAUCAGUGAAUCCCACAGGACCACGGAAAACACUCUACCUGUAGUUGUAUUCCGUGUAAAUCCUGCAGUACAAGACCAACGUCCGGAAUUUACUGAGCAGUGGAUCAGUGAUCAACUCUUCGAUAAGGGUUAUAGUGUUCCAUGCUCUAAACUACCUACCCAUGGAGAGGACAUAGAGGUUUUGCGAGUUGUUAUAAGGCCAAGCCUUAAGCCUACCGUGCUGGAUUCAUUUAUCACCGAACUUCUCUCAUUACUCAAUCUUUAA
Messenger RNA from Fusarium fujikuroi IMI 58289, 1329 nucleotides. RefSeq names its product related to glutamate decarboxylase. The record is from RefSeq and is a predicted model, not a curated record. Gene Ontology annotation, cellular component: cytosol. Gene Ontology annotation, biological process: L-glutamate catabolic process. NCBI's taxonomy places the organism in Eukaryota, Fungi, Ascomycota, Sordariomycetes, Hypocreales, Nectriaceae. The coding region runs from base 1 to 1329 and encodes 442 amino acids. Gene Ontology annotation, molecular function: glutamate decarboxylase activity; pyridoxal phosphate binding. The transcript is spliced from 6 exons.